CGCCGCCCAGGAUCAAAGCGGUCAAGAACGGGCUGUCGCACAUGCCGAGCUCGACGCAUAAAAUGUGAUGAGACACCAAAUAAGUGCCUUAACUGCACAUCGACCGGCCGGCUCUGCGACGGCUACGAUUUUCACCGGCAGCUGCCUUAUCAACUCCCGCAACGGUUGAUCGUGGCCGCGCCGAUCGUGACCACUGUACCGUGGGCCAGCACCUCGGACGAGCGCCGCUGCUUUGCCUUUGUCCAUGCCCGGACGAUCCCUGACACGCUCAGCUACUUCGACUCGGUAGUCUGGCAGCGGUUUCUGCUGCAGAUGGUGCCGCGCGAACCGGCCGUCUGGCACGCGGUGGUCGCCCUGGGCGCCCUGCACCAGCAGAUCGAGACGGGGGGGCUGAUCGGCCGCACCCCCACGGUCUGGCACUGGUUGGCGAUCGCGCAGUCGGCGCGGUCGUUCGCCUGUCUGCAGCGCCGAAACCCCCAUGACCCGGUGAUGCGCAACGUGACGCUGCUCUGUUGCCUACUGUUCACCGUCAUGGACUUAAUACGGCAGGAGUACAAAUCCUCCCUCCAUCAUCUGCGGGCCGGCUUGCGGAUACUCCGCGAGACCGAGCAGCCAUCGCCGCAGGAGAGCCCCACGUCGGCAGACUGGAUUGCCACGUUUCGACAUUUAGAUACUCAGAUCGGAGUGGACGACCCCUCACUGUGGUGUUGGAGCGGAGAUCAAUCCGACCCAGUCGUUGUCCACCCGGAAAUCGAUCCAUGGUGGCGGCAACAACAGCAGCAGGAGUCGCCCGCCUCCUCCCUCCAUCAUUUGACAGGGUCAUCCAGCAAUCCUCUCUCUUCAGCCCGCCAGACCCUGGAGCCACUCUUCAACCGUCUCAACAAGUUCGCGCGGCGUUGCUGGCGUAUGUCCCCCGCCGAGAUCCAGGCCGCCCAAACCGCGCUAUCCGCGGAGCAGCUUGCGAUCGCGACGCAGCUGCGCCACGCCACGCGAUUUAUGCAGGCUUUCCGCCGCGAGGAGGCCCUCAGUCCGAAGCACCGGCGCGGAGCCGAGCUGCUCGAGCUAUGGGUGGCGUCCGUAUCGCUGGUUGUGCGCACAUGUCCGCACCAUCACGAUGCGGCACUGCUGCGGCGCUUCACCCCGCAGUACGGCGCACUGCUACGGCGAAUCCAGCAGUUCAUCGCAGACUUCCCGGAGCGACCAACGGUGACGGUCGACCUAGGCGUUAUCCGCAUGCUCUUCAUCGUGGGCGAUGGCUGCCAGGACUUCCGGCUCCGAUGGGAGGCGAUCCAGGCGCUACGAAACUGGCCGCACCAGGAGGGCCCGUUCUAUUCAGUCGGCAUGGCCGCCUUGCUG
Messenger RNA from Aspergillus homomorphus CBS 101889, 1356 nucleotides. RefSeq names its product Zn(II)2Cys6 transcription factor. Gene Ontology annotation, molecular function: DNA-binding transcription factor activity, RNA polymerase II-specific; zinc ion binding. The transcript is spliced from 2 exons. The annotation marks the transcript as partial. Lineage: Eukaryota; Fungi; Ascomycota; Eurotiomycetes; Eurotiales; Aspergillaceae. Gene Ontology annotation, biological process: regulation of DNA-templated transcription. The record is from RefSeq and is a predicted model, not a curated record.